AUGGGGAUGGGCAGCGUAACUCUGGGCUCCGGCGCCGCCGCCGCCGCCACCAGCGACCGCCACUACAACGUCCACAAGGCCUUCCUCCUCUGCAACUACCUCCUCCUCGGCGCCGCCUCCGCCUGCAUCUUCCUCACAAUCUCCCUCCGCCUCAUCCCCUCCAUCUGCGGCUUCUUCCUCCUCCUCCUCCACGUCCUCACCAUCGCCGGCGCCGUCGCGGGCUGCACCGCCGCCUCCUCCGGCGGCGCCUGGUACUCCGCCCACAUGGUGGCCACCGUCCUGACGGCGAUCUUCCAGGGUUCAGUCUCCGUCCUGAUAUUCACGAGAACAGGGGAUUUCCUCGGGGAGCUGAAAUCGUACGUCAGAGAGGACGACGGCGCCGUGAUCCUCAAGCUAGCUGGAGGACUUUCGGCGUUCAUGUUCUGCUUCGAGUGGAUCGUGCUGGUUCUGGCGUUUUUUCUCAAGUACUACGCUUACAAGGAAGGCGAUGGGGGAAUCUCUGGCUCUGCCGCCGCCGGCGGGUUCAAGAGGGGAAAUGCUAGGGUCCACCAGGGCGGCGACGAGGACUUGAAGGACUGGCCCUGGCCCUUCCAAGUCUGA
Molecule: messenger RNA, 600 nt
Organism: Linum tenue
Lineage: Eukaryota; Viridiplantae; Streptophyta; Magnoliopsida; Malpighiales; Linaceae
Source: the annotation of a GenBank genome assembly